This is a messenger RNA of Suillus subaureus, 863 nucleotides long. RefSeq lists its product as uncharacterized. Lineage: Eukaryota; Fungi; Basidiomycota; Agaricomycetes; Boletales; Suillaceae. The coding region runs from base 388 to 567 and encodes 59 amino acids. The transcript is spliced from 3 exons. The record is from RefSeq and is a predicted model, not a curated record.
GAUGCCCUUACACUCGACUACAAUGUGAAAUUCCCACUUUCGCUCGUCAUAUCUCGCAAAAUCAUUUUGCGUCACCAGCUCCUCCUUCGUUUUCUCUUGCAUUUCAAGCACACAGAACAGUCGCUCGCAUCGAUGUGGAUAGAACAGAAGACAAGUCCUUGGUGGCGUCCUGUGCCAAACCAUCCCAAGUUCGAGCAGUGACGACUGCGAGUUGCGUUCUUGAGAGCUCGCAUGCUUUCGUUUAGCAAAUACUGGCUUUCACGACAUUCGAGGUUCUUGAACCUAGUAACUGGCGGGCGCUAGAAGCGAAAUUGGCUAAGGCAACUGCCGUAGACCAGCUUCUGAAGGAUCACAUAGACUGUUUGGACACGUACCUGCAGUGAAAGAAUGCACGUUGACGAAUACCAAACUACUGAGGUGACGUGUUCUACAUUCGCGCUGUACAGCUCGUCCCUCACCAAGCUCGUCGAUCAAGCGCUCGCAGUAGUAGAGAGCGGUGACAUCGACCAGGCGAUGAACAAACGCUGGGAAUUCCUGGAAAAGCUUGAGUCUAACUUUAAUCACUAGAUUUAAAAUAAUGUUAUUUUAUUCACGCGGCUGUCGCCUUCCUGGCCAACAAUUUUUGUACAAGUUUCAUCUGGAUUGCGUGCAGUACUAUGCGCCAAGUGAGAAUGUGUCGCUGCUUCCUCUUGUAGUGCGGUUGAGUAGCAUCAAGACGAUAUCAUAGCAUCAGCUGCAUCAAUGAGAAGACGGGGGAUUCGGUUACGUUUAUUGCUUUCUCAGGUCUAUCGUCGUCGCAUUUGUUUUUCUAGCCAUGCACGAUAUAUAUGUUGCUGCACGCUAUCAUUUAUGAUGUGAAGGAC